AUGACAUCAAGACAAGACAAAUAUAAGCUUCUUGACUUAGAACUGGCAUAUUUGGCUCAUAAUUUGAAGGCAAAAACCAGCCAAAUUAAAAAAAAUAACAAAAAAGGAAUAGAAAAGUUACAAGAAAAUAUUGCUAAAUCCAUGAUAGAAAUUGAUAGUAUAUUGAACGAUUUACAACAUGGUUUAAGUAAUGAACCAUUAUCAUCUGAAACUAAAAAUUGUAUUAAUGAUAUUAAAAUUUUCUUUCAAGAGAUUAUAAUUUAUAACCAUAGGUUGUAUUUUAAAGGCAAAGACAGUGCAGAAGUUUACUUGAGAAAAUUUGUGAAUAGAUUUUACAAAAUUGUUGAUGAUGACUUGGCUGUUGGAGAACAAAAUUGA
Entrophospora sp. SA101 is the source of this 378-nucleotide messenger RNA. Lineage: Eukaryota; Fungi; Glomeromycota; Glomeromycetes; Entrophosporales; Entrophosporaceae. The record is from the annotation of a GenBank genome assembly.